Molecule: messenger RNA, 1479 nt
Organism: Emericellopsis atlantica
Lineage: Eukaryota; Fungi; Ascomycota; Sordariomycetes; Hypocreales; Bionectriaceae
Product: CoA-transferase family III domain-containing protein
Exons: 1
Coding region: 1-1479 (492 amino acids)
Molecular function (GO): catalytic activity
Source: RefSeq, a predicted model, not a curated record
AUGUCGCAGCCAUCCCUUCCUCCAGCCAUGCUCCCUGAUCGUCAGCGCUACCUGGCUAAGGACGUCGUCAGAGACGUAUGGGCAGGACUCGGCCUACCGGUGGAGUCUCUCGAGAGCCUUUGCUUGCCAGGAGACACUGACAACCCGACACUUCCCUCUUCCUACAAAAUCGGCAUCUUAGCUCAGGGCAGCAUUGCUCUAUCGGCGCUCGCAGCCGCACAGAUUCACAGCUUGCGUGCCAGGUCACCUAUGCCGGCUGUCGAGGUGCCAUCCAAGCACGCCACCAUUGAGUUCAAAUCGGAGCGACUAUACGUGUUGGACAGCAAGAUCACGCCAUCCCCGUGGGGAGAUAUCGGGGGGCUUCACAAGACAUCCGACGGCUAUGUGCGCGUCCACGACUCGUUCUCAAACCACGUCAAGGGUACACUGGCGCUUGUGGGUCUUUGUGAGGGAUCGAGCCGACAACAAAUCGCUGAAAAGAUUGCCGACUGGGCGAGCAUUGACUUUGAAACGGCAUCGACGGUCGACGGGACGAUGGCUAACUAUGCCCUGCGCUCGUACAAGCAGUGGGACGUGCUGCCGCAGUCAAAAGCCAUUAGCAACUUCCCCAUCGACUGCACGCGCAUCUCAACGGGAGGGCGCAAAUCCUUGCCAGAGCGCUUGGCCAAGGUUGGACCAAAAUGCCUCUCUGGCGUUCGGGUUAUUGAGAUGUCUCGUGUGAUUGCAGCACCACUUGCCGGCAGGACCCUGGCCGCGCAUGGCGCAGAUGUCAUCUGGGUUACCUCGCCUUCGCUUCCCGAUCUCCCUGUGAUAGAUCGGGAUCUAGGUAGAGGCAAGCGCACUGUUCACAUUGACAUCAAGAGCCCUGACGACAAGGCAAAGCUGCUUGAGCUUCUCGCGACAGCCGAUAUCUUCAUCCAGGGCUUCCGGCCCGAGUCGCUGGCUGGACACGGACUGGGUCCAGAAGACUUGACCAAGCUGAACCCCAACUUGGUCAUUGCCAACAUGUCGGCCUUUGGCCCUCGUGGAUCCUGGUCCAAGCGUAGAGGCUUUGACUCUCUCGUACAGACAUUGUCUGGUAUGAACGUAUCUGAAGCAGAGCACGCUGGCAAGGGCGAGCCAGCUCGGCCAACUCCUUGUCAGGCGCUCGAUCAGGCGGGCGGUUAUUUUCUGGCCACGGCAGCCAUGACUGCGUUCUACAAACACUUGACUGGGGGUGGCGCGUGGAGGGCGGAUGUGUCACUCGCGGGCACGAUGAAGUAUCUCCGCAGUUUGGGGCAAUACCCUGGGGCGACGGGAUUCGAGGCCCAGGAUUAUAAAAAGCCAGAAGACGUGCCAGAAGAGUUCUAUGAGACUAGGCCUUCAGGCUUUGGGUCUUUGAAGGCGAUCAAGCAUUCCGCUCGCAUAGAUGGCCGCGAUGUUGGGUGGGACAUUAUGCCGAAGCCUCUUGGUGCAGACAAACCCGAGUGGCACUCAUGA